Molecule: messenger RNA, 1099 nt
Organism: Vicia villosa (hairy vetch)
Lineage: Eukaryota; Viridiplantae; Streptophyta; Magnoliopsida; Fabales; Fabaceae
Product: probable carboxylesterase 8
Exons: 1
Coding region: 1-1032 (343 amino acids)
Molecular function (GO): hydrolase activity
Source: RefSeq, a predicted model, not a curated record
AUGGCAGAAUCAUCCUCUUCCAACCAACACUCCACCAUUGAUCCCUACAAAUUUCUCAAUAUCAAUCUCAACUCCAACAGUUCCUUAACAAGAUACGACAUUGUCCCCACCGUAGCAGCCUCAACCGAUCCCAACAAAUCCCGUAGCAUACACGCUCUCUCCAAAGACAUAACCUUAAACACCUCCACCAAAACCUCCAUACGUCUCUUCCUCCCACACACCCCAUCACCAUCCGGAAAACUCCCCCUCAUUCUAUACUUCCAUGGCGGCGGUUUCAUCCAGUACCACAACUCCUCCCAUAUCUUCCACCACUCUUGUUCCAUAUACACUUCCAAUAUCCCCGCUGUUUUCGCUUCCGUUGACUACCGUCUCUCGCCGGAGCAUCGUCUCCCCGCCGCCUACGAAGACGCCGUCGAAUCCCUCCUCUGGCUCAAAUCCCAAGCAGAAAAUCCAAAAGAAUCUGAUCCAUGGAUAAAAAACCACGUAAACUUCGAUAACUGUUUCAUAAUGGGACUCGGAGCUGGAGCUAACAUCGCCUACUUUUCGGCUCUACGUACACUCGACCUCGAUCUGUCACCUUUGAAAAUCCAAGGGCUGAUAUUAAACUGUCCGUUAUUCGGUGGGGUCCAGAGAACAAAAUCUGAGCUUCGUUUAUUCGACGAUCAUAUACUACCCUUACCUGUGGCUGAUCUCAUGUGGAGCCUCGCUUUACCUGAGGGUGCAGAUCGCGACCACGUGUACUGUAAUCCGACGGUUGCAGAUGAGGUGUAUGGCGAGAAGAUCGGACGGUUGCCGAGGUGUUUGGUUAGUGGGUACGACGGGGUUCCUCCUCAACCGGAUUCUCUUGUGAGAUACUGUGGGGAUCCGUUGGUAGAUAAACAAAGGGAGUUUGUGAAGAUUUUGAAGGCACGUGGGGUGCACGUGGUGGAGUGUAUUAUGGAACAUGGGUUUCAUGCUAAGGAAGUGUUUGAACCUUUUAUGAAUUAUGGAAUGGAUUUGAUUGAGGCCGUUAAAAAGUUUGUAGGUAGUUGAUAAAGUUCUCUAUGACUCUUACAAUGAGGAUGCAUGUUUCUUAUUUCCUUCUAAAUUAAUAUUAAUU